AUGUCUGGUCUUACGUUUGAAAUAGCUGCAACUGCCGUUCUUGAUCCCGCAUGCAUAUUCGCACCCAGCUCUACCGAGGAUGUCUCUCGUGCAGUCAUGCUUUUCUCUCAGAAUGGAUGCAAGUUCUCUAUCAAAGGCGGUGGUCACUCGAACAUCCCCGGAGCGGCUAGUAUUGAUGACGGUGUGAUGAUGGUCAUGUCUCAGAUGAAGACAGCAGAGAUACACCCAGAAGAAGGGUAUAUCCACGUCGGUGCAGGUGUGUUGUUAAAGGAUAUUUAUUCUACUCUUGACCCCCAUAAUUUGUCCGCAGUGAUAGGCCGCUACGGUGAAAUUGGCCUUGGACUAGCAGUGGGAGCUGGUAUUUCCUACUUUUCCAACCGUGAUGGCCUUGCUGUGGAUAAUAUGCGUAAUUACGAAGUCGUUCUCGCCGACGGAAAAGUGGUUAAUGCUAAUCUAAAGGAGAACAAAGAUCUCUUCUGGGCCCUCAAGGGUGGGAAUAACAACUUCGGUGUCGUCACUCGCUUUGAUUUCAACACAGUUGCCACCCCAGGAUCUACAUAUGGUGGCCUCAUUCAUUACCCUGAAUCGUCUCUUGACAAAGUAGAUGACCUGGUAUAUGAUUAUCAUACUCGCCAGGCCGUGGAAGGCCUUCUUACUCAUGCUAUGCCUCAGUGGGUGUAUAACGGGUCAACGAAUGACACCUACAAUCUUACCCCUGUGGUCUAUAACGACAAUGUGGAAGAGCUGCCUCCAAUCAUGAAGCCGUGGUUGGACGUCCCUCAUACCUCUUCUACACUUGCACCUCGAACUUAUGAAAACUUGUCUAUAUAUUUAAACGAAGGCUUCGGCGAUGGAUUGAUACAAGAGCAGCGAGUAUUCACUGUCUACGCAGAUAAAAAGUUUUACAAAGACGUGCUUUACAAGUUUCGCGAGUGGCUUCAGAACUUCCAAGAUGUCCCCGGUUUCCUAGGGGCCCAUCUUAACAUGCCUAUCACCCCACGACAAGUCCACCAAGGUCUGCUUAAGGGAGGGAAUGCACUUGGCCUGGAAGGUGCUGGAAAUCGUACUUUAGGUGUCCUCUUUUUCGGGAUAACUUUCGAAGACCCGCAAUACAAAGAGCAUAUCUUACCAGAGCACGACAGGUUCGUUCAGUCAAUGAUCGAGCUAGCUAGGGAAAGAGGGGUGCUAUAUCCAUAUAUCAUGCUCACAUACUGUGGCUACAACCAAGCUGCCAUCGCCAGCUAUGGCCCAAAUAAUGUGGAUCGGCUCUGGCAAGUCCAGCGCAAGUAUGACCCCAAGGCUGUGUUUCAGCGUCUUGUACCCGGGGGCCAAAAGCUGCCUCCCCAGGAACAACAGGUGCAUUAG
Messenger RNA from Trichophyton benhamiae CBS 112371, 1365 nucleotides. Its product is annotated as FAD-binding oxidoreductase, putative. Gene Ontology annotation, molecular function: FAD binding. The coding region runs from base 1 to 1365 and encodes 454 amino acids. Lineage: Eukaryota; Fungi; Ascomycota; Eurotiomycetes; Onygenales; Arthrodermataceae. The record is from RefSeq and is a predicted model, not a curated record. The transcript is spliced from 4 exons.